UUGACCACUUGUGAUCGGAUCAACCAAAACGCAAGCAAAAACAGGUGUAAACGGGCCUCAAAGUGGAAGAGUGUCUCGCCAUUCCCCAUCCCCCAAGAUGCAGGGCGCCUCUUGCGAGUGAUAAACAGAAGCUGUCACACUCUAAACGUCCCUCACACUGCCUCCUGUCCAGGCGUCGGAGACAGAUGGACUGGGAAAGUCCAUGUGCCUCACACAUUUCCAUUUUUGACCAUGCCUGCAGCGGUCCUCCCAAAAUAACCCCCAUUCCUCACGACCUUAUAUGUGCAAGGCCUCCACGAGACUAUAGUCUGAAAGAGAAUCACAAAUCCAGGCCACACGAGACACACCGUUGUCCCAUUGCUGUUUUGUGGUUGCUAGCAGGCCUGUUAGUGUCUCCUGUCUUACUAUGCAUCUCACAGAACUAGAUCAGGAGUGUUUACUACACCUUUUUUCAUACCUAGACAAGGACAGUCGCCACAGCCUGUCCCUGACCUGCGUACGACUGAGACAGGUCUUCCUGGACCCGCAGCUGUGGACGCUACUUCACUUCAGGUCUCCGUGCGAGCUGAGGAGGGACAACUACGUCCUGGGCUCUUCGCUGAGGUACCUGGCUAUAUGCUGGCACUCGAGCAGGGUCAAAGUGUGCAACAUUGAGGACUGGAUGAAGACCACAUUCCAGAAGGACCUCUGCAGGAAGCACGAGAGCCUCGUCAGAGACUUCCUGGAGCGUGUUUGCCACAUGUGUCCGAAUCUACUUUCGCUGACUCUAUCUGGAUGUGGGCACAUUACGGACCACAAUGUUAUUAACGUGCUACAAAGCUGCAGGAGGCUACGUAGCCUCAGUCUAGAAAACUGCUCUCGAAUGACUGACUCGGUCCUCCAGGCUGUGGUGGACCACGGUGACAGUCUCACAGAUGUGAGGGUGGACUUCUGUCGCAACGUGACCCAAGCAGGGCUGCAGAAGGUCACAGACAAGAGACCAGAAGUGCACCUGAGCGCAUUACACAGCGCCGAUAUGAUUCCAGACAGCAAGCCUGAGGAGAAAACAGAGAUCAGGAGAGCUCUGCAGAAGUUCUUGAUCUUCUCCUGACAGCAAGAGGCUACCUAGUGAAUUCAUGUCAAAUUGAGGUUCACAACGCUGUCCAAUUAUGUCCCAGUUUCAUUUUCUAUUUUUUUGUUCACUAUUUCUUUUGUAAUUUUUCAUUCCAAUUUCGUUUUCCUUGUAUGCAUUCAGUUUUCCUACCUUUCCAAAAUUUUAUCAGCAAAUGUAUUCUCAUUUCAAAUUUCACAUUUUUUUGUUUCUUCGCUAGGAUGUUUUUCAUUUGUUUGUUUGUCCAUUUGACUCCAUGAAGUGACUCAGCAGUCAAGUACACAGUACAAAACUAAGUAUUCAAUUUGCAGUCCACAAAUUUAAACCACAUCUUAGGUUUUGAUAAUAAAACAUUUGCAAACCCAGUAUUUAUCAAAAGCCCAGCAUGUUUUGGUUGCAUAAUCUAGGUUAGUUUUGGAACUACUCGUAGCUGGUUAUCCUCAUUGUGGGUUUUGGACUUCCUCUUAUGCAAGAACAAUAUUUGACAGAGCACACUUUUACAGCCUUGCUGCAUGACAUUUAUUAAGCAAUAACGUGCGAGAAACUGAAAUAUACACUAGAGUAUACACCAUGGCACUGAGUGCCUUAUUGCAUUGACAUUUAAGCAUUUAGAGAAUAGAAACAAUAGCCCAAAAUAGAAAAAAAACAUUGUUUCAUUAAGCAAAUUCAUUCAUUCAUUCAUUCAUCUUGUAUUACAAAACAGUUGCACAGCAUUUCAGCCAUACUAAAACACACAGUAUAAGAAAACCUAGCAUUUUUGGACAGUAUAUAUGGCAUAUUAGCAUUGACGUUUGACCCAUAUAUUCAACCUGUGUAUUUUUGUACUAUUAUGCAUUGAAAUAUUUAGAAUGAAAUGUAAUAUCUCUUUACCAAUUUCCUAAAUUGCUUGGCAAUAAAAAAAGCUACAUUUAGACUUAUUAAGUGUAUUACUUACAGGUUAUUCAAGCUAUUAAUGAAUUAAACAUUGGUGCCUUUAAUCAUAUUGCUGUUUUAUAACAGCAGUAAUCUUUUAUAACUCUAUUUUAUCACAGCUUUAACACUGUAUCAGGACCAGAACUCUCUGUUUUAUAAUAUUACUUGCAGGCUUUUUGCAUUAAAGAGCUAAUAUCAGUUUCUUUUCAGAGGACGAGCUGUGGCUAUCUUGUCUUAACGGAGAGUUAUGACCUAAAGCCUGCACAGAGUUAUUUGAGGCCAUGUUGGAUGUCUUCCAGCGUUUGUGAUUAGAAACAUAUUAUGUAAGAGCUGUGGAGUGUAGAAGUAGGUUGGCCAGUGUCUGCGUUGUCCACGUGACCACACUAUUUUGCGUCGUAAUUGCAGCGAAAAUAGAUGUUCUUGUCUCUUAGAGACACAGAAUUUGUUCUUCCUCUAUUAUGCCUGUUUGACCUUUUUCAAGUGUAUGUAAUCCAGUCAAACACACGGUUUCCUCAAACCCUCAGGGCAUCAUCAAGGCUGCGUGAAGAACAAUCGCACAUUCUGUCCCUAAAUAGUCUGUAAUAUUUUUGGAGAUAAAUAUAGAAAAACAAAAUAGUUUGUAAUGAGCCUUAACAGAAAGUCCCUUGUUUUAAAGCCAGCGUUCUCCACAGGAUGUUCGCUGCGAUGGAUUGAAGGCUGGAGGGUGAAAUAAUAUUGGGAUAAUUUUUUAUUUUUCUCUCAUUUCUGUUAUCUGUAUCUCUUUCCAGCUCUCGCUGUCUUUCUUUUGCUGAAGGUUUUGUACUUGUCAAGUUACAUAAGUAAAUGUCUGACGAAAAAAAA
Molecule: messenger RNA, 2842 nt
Organism: Labeo rohita (rohu)
Lineage: Eukaryota; Metazoa; Chordata; Actinopteri; Cypriniformes; Cyprinidae
Gene: fbxl22
Product: F-box and leucine-rich repeat protein 22
Exons: 2
Coding region: 407-1090 (227 amino acids)
Biological process (GO): positive regulation of protein ubiquitination; SCF-dependent proteasomal ubiquitin-dependent protein catabolic process
Cellular component (GO): SCF ubiquitin ligase complex
Molecular function (GO): protein binding
Source: RefSeq, a predicted model, not a curated record